AUGGGAGUUCUUGACACCGUGAAGCAGACGCUGUCCCAAGCUGUGUUCACUCCGUCUAGUCUGCUGUCUGGACGAGGGGCACUACACAUGGCUCAGAUCAUCAUCUCCGUGGUCACCUUUGUCCUGGGUUCCCUCAGAGGAGGGAGCACUCACACCUACUGGAACUACGCCAUGUUCACCUGGGCUUUUUGCCCCAUCAUGACGCUCAUCAUCACCAUCAUUGAGAUGUUCAAGCUUGAUGUCAUCCUCAACAUGUUUUGCAUGGACUGGGACGACUUCACCACAGGAAUAGCCAUGUCUUCUUCGCUCAUGACCAUCUCUGUCGCCAUCACGUACGCCAACUUCUAUGCCUGCCUGAAAUGUGUGUAUGGCUGGAUAGUGAGCUUGUUUGCCUUCCUGUGUGGCUUGGUCUACAUUCUCGAAGUGGUGAAAGACAAAUGUCUAGACAAGAAGAAAAGCAGCUACCUGGCUGCUCUGCCUGGAUUCUGGAAAGUUUUGGAGGCUUUUGUGAGCUGCAUGAUUUUUGUUUCCCUCACUGGUUACAGAGACAAACCAGCUCUGAUCUUUUGUGUCAUUUUGUACAUCAUCCCUUUCCCCAUCCUGCUUUUGAUCAUCCCCACCAACAUCUUGAAAAAGCUGAAGGCAUGUUUGCCCUUUAACCUGGACAGGUUUGUGUUCAUUUUCCUAGUGAUCUCCGUGGUGCUUUAUAUCAUUGCUGCUAUCAUUUGGCCCAUUUACACAUUCAGAAACAAUCCUCGUCCCAAAGACUGCCCGCCCAGCUAUUGCAUCUGGGCCAUUCAGUUCAUGGUGGCCUUUUUUACAUAUGUGAAUCUCACUCUUUUUACUGUGGAUCUUAUUUUCACACUGCUUGGUAUUUGUGGUUUUAAACGCACAUAA
This is a messenger RNA of Nematolebias whitei (Rio pearlfish), 897 nucleotides long. RefSeq names its product myeloid-associated differentiation marker-like protein 2. NCBI's taxonomy places the organism in Eukaryota, Metazoa, Chordata, Actinopteri, Cyprinodontiformes, Rivulidae. The coding region runs from base 1 to 897 and encodes 298 amino acids. Gene Ontology annotation, cellular component: membrane. The record is from RefSeq and is a predicted model, not a curated record. The transcript has a single exon.